CCAACUUCGCUUUCUGGUUAAUGGUAUCCAUCAGAAAUUCAUUAAAAAUGAUUCAUAAAAGAUAUUUCCUUGGACAAACUGAGAGGUUAUUCUCUGUUAUUUCUAGUAAUAUUCUUGAAGUUUGUUAUUGGAGUUUGCUUUAUUUUCUGGCCGCUGCCCAGUGCCCACAAGCAUAGAUUCUCUCUAUUUUGCAUAUCCAGAGCUCUCUCUCCUAGCUGGGAGCCCUGCGGAUGGAUGAACGUGCUCUGCCUGCUGGGAUUCUUUGUGUUCAUAAAAAGAUUUCAUGCUUUUGUCCUUGUCUUUACCUCUCCUUUUCACAGAUGCCUCUCCCUUUCUGAAUUUCUUGGCCAUUUGGUGUAAUGUGCAGCUGGUGUACACACCACACUAGCAUAGUGAUUCAUAUUCUCCCACAUUUUAUUCCCACUUUCACAUCACCCAAGUUUUCCUAUAAAUAGACAUUUCCAUUGUUGUUUUUCUACAUCACAGCAUAUUACACUUCUGGGUCAUUGCAUAUACUCUCAAGUAGCCUCUUAAUUGCAGCUGUUACAAGUUACAACUUUGAAAAUGAGCUAUUCACAUUCAAAUAUCAGCUCUGGCAGUAGAUCAUCUGCUAGAAGGUCAUUAGAGUUUGGAAGGACACAUGUUGUGAGGCCCAAAGGAAAACACCAGGCUACUAUUGUUUGGCUACAUGGCCUUGGUGAUAAUGGCUCUAGCUCUUCUCAACUCCUGGAAAGCCUUCCUCUUCCAAACAUCAAAUGGAUUUGUCCAACUGCUCCAACUCAACCGGUAUCUCUACUCGGAGGCUUCCCUUGCACUGCAUGGUUUGAUGUCGGAGAGCUUUCAGAAGAAGGUCCAGAUGAUUGGGAAGGUCUUGAUGCCUCAGCUUCUCAUAUUGCAAACUUGCUGUCUGCAGAGCCAUCUGAUGUGAAAGUUGGGAUUGGAGGCUUCAGUAUGGGAGCUGCUAUGGCACUUUACUCUGCAACUUGCUGUGCUCUUGGAAAAUAUGGGAAUGGAGUCCCAUACCCCAUCUACCUAAGGGCAGUUGUUGGACUUAGUGGCUGGCUUCCUGGGUCAAGGAGCUUAAGGAACAAAUUUGAAGCAUCACACGAGGCUGCAAGGCGGGCGGCAUCGAUCCCUAUCUUACAGUUUCAUGGAACAUCUGAUGAGGUAGUCCCUCCCAAGUAUGGAGAGAAAUCAGCCCAAGCAUUGACCUCAGCUGGGUUUAGAACCCUUGUUUUCAAAAGCCAAGAAGGGCUUGGGCAUUACACAGUCCCAAAAGAGAUGAACGAAGUGUGCAGUUGGCUGAACUCAAGGCUGGGCCUUGAGGGCUAUCGCUAAGCAUUCAGAAAACACCAUUUUCCAACAGUAGCUGAAGCUGAGAAGAAAGAGGACAAUAAAGUUGAAGAAGAAGAAAAAAGCUUAUGCUUUUUUUUUGCUUCGAGUAGUAGGCCAUGGUAGAGAAUGGGGCAUGGGGCUUUUGGUAUAGAGAGAAACUUCCAUUCCCUUUUCAACUUCUCUGUUCCCAAUAAAAAUUUUGGAUUAGUUUUUCUUUUUUAUAAAAAUUUGUAGUACCCCAUAGUUGAGCUCAUUUUCACUUUAGGUGUCUGUUAUUUGUUUUCUUUUUGGUAAUAUUAUGAUAGUUAUGAAUUAUGAUUA
Messenger RNA from Momordica charantia (bitter melon), 1656 nucleotides. Its product is annotated as alpha/beta-Hydrolases superfamily protein. Gene Ontology annotation, molecular function: hydrolase activity. The record is from RefSeq and is a predicted model, not a curated record. NCBI's taxonomy places the organism in Eukaryota, Viridiplantae, Streptophyta, Magnoliopsida, Cucurbitales, Cucurbitaceae.